AUGGAAGGGAAGGGAGGGAAGAAGGGGACGGUGUGCGUCACCGGAGCCGCCGGUUUCCUGGCAUCCUGGCUGGUCAAGCGGCUUCUCCUCUCGGGGUAUCACGUCAGGGGGACUGUCAGGGACCCAGGUCAACGCUCGCUAUUUCUCUCUCUAAACCUAGAGAGAGAGAGAGAUGAAUGGACUGAUGAUGAGUUGGGUUUCUGGUUCAUGGUGGGCAGAGGACAGAGAUAAGGUGGCGCACCUGUGGGAACUGGAGGGAGCUGGGGAAAGACUCCAGCUGGUCCGCGCUAACCUCAUGGAGGAGGGCAGCUUCGACGACGCCGUCUGGGGUUGCGAGGGCGUCUUCCACACUGCUUCCCCCGUCGUCGUCGUCAAGUCUGACCCAAAGGUCAACUUCUCUCUCUCUCUCUCUCUCUCUCUCUCUCUCUCUCUCUCUCUCUCUCUCUAGAGCUCUCAAUUGGGGUCGUCAACGGUUGCAGGGAGAGAUUCUUGACCCGGCCAUCAAAGGCACGCUGAACGUACUGAGAUCUUGCAAGAAGAACCCGUCCCUGAGACGGGUCGUCCUCACGUCCUCUUCCUCGGCCGUGAGAGUGCGCCCAAGGGAAGACUUUGACCCCUCAGUCCCUCUAAACGAGACGUCCUGGUCCUCCGUUGAUCUCUGCCAGCGUCUUCAGGUGAGUCAGCCCCCUCCUGCUUCUUCUCCUUCCCUUCCGUUGACCUCUUGGUGAGUCAACCCCUUCCUUCUCCUUCUCUUCUAUUGACCUCUAGUUACCUAUCUCCGUUGACCUCUUGGAUCUGCAUGUCGGAAGAUAUGGUACCCACUGGCCAAGGUGCUCUCCGAGAAGGCGGCCUGGAAGUUCGCCGGAGAAAACCAGCUGGACUUGGUGACGGUCCUCCCCUCCUUCAUCGUGGGCCCCAGCCUGCCACGUCAGCCCUGCAAGACCGUCUCAGACGUGGUCGACCUCCUGAAAGGUGGUGAUCUGUUGAAAUCCCAGUCAUCAGGUCAUAUCCAUCCCCGUUGACUUUUUUCUUCCCAUUUAAGGUAAGACGGAUGGAUUCGCCUGGUACGGCAGGAUGGGCUACGCCCACAUCGAUGACGUGGCCAGCUGCCACAUCCUCGUCUACGAGGCCCCCGCUGCCAGCGGACGCUACCUCUGCAGCUCCACAGUCUUAGACAACCACGAGCUCGCCGCGAGGCUGGCGGCGCGAUACACGUGGCUUCCCAUUCCAAGAAGGUGCGUGCGUCCGUUGACCCCAUAGGAAGUAAAGUCAACACAUGGUCAGCCCUCUACUGAUGCUGGGUGGUACUGUUUUUGGUAUCAGGUUUGACAAUCCCCUCCGUGUGGAGAGCCCUUUCUACGACCUGGACACCUCCAAACUACAGAGCAUGGGAUUCAAAUUCAGAGGCAUCGAAGACAUGUUUGACGACGUCAUUGAGUCCGUGGAAGAACUUGGCCGGGGGUUGACUUCUAUUCUGCCCAGAGAGAAAAAUGUCGUCUAG
Messenger RNA from Spirodela intermedia, 1501 nucleotides. NCBI's taxonomy places the organism in Eukaryota, Viridiplantae, Streptophyta, Magnoliopsida, Alismatales, Araceae. The record is from the annotation of a GenBank genome assembly.